GCAGCGUUUUCAUUCGGCCAUCAUUGAUUGCCACCUGCUAAUAAGAAUUCAUAUAUGUACAUACAUACAUGCGUGUGCUUUAUCGUCGUUUGUUAACCGCUUAUAAGAACUUUGAUUGUCAAGUAGUCUGUUCUUUUUAGAUGUACUACUGAAUUAGUGCAAUAAAUUAGAGUGAAAUAUACUUUUUCUCACUCUAACUUAUUGCACUAGUGCAGCAGUGCAGCUAAAAAGAACAGAGCAAAGAAGAGAAGAUAUAAAGUAUUCGCGGAAAGAGAAAUUAUCAAUGUUACUGCGUUUUCCAAACUAUCUUUAUCAAUAACUACUCAUUAAUAAAAGGAACGAUAUAUAUUUGACGUGAGAGAGAUGACGAACGAAACUUCAGCAAAUAUUCUGACAUUAAAUUGCUGGGGCAUACCAUAUGUUUCGAAAAACAGAGCAGCACGUAUAUCUGCUAUUGCAGAAAAAUGUGCUAGCAGAGAAUAUGACAUAGUUUGCUUACAAGAGGUAUGGUCUGACAACGAUUUUAAGACAAUAAAAACACAAGUACAGGAAGUAUUGCCAUAUUCACAUUACUUUUACAGUGGUGUUUUUGGAUCAGGAGUAUGUGUAUUGUCACGAUAUCCUAUCCAUGAAGUUAUGUUCCACAAAUGGCCUUUGAAUGGAUAUGUUCACAAGAUACACCAUGGUGACUGGUUUGGUGGUAAAGGUGUUGGUCUUUGUAAGAUCAAAAUUCGCAAUAUGAAUGUCAACGUAUAUAACGUACAUCUGCAUGCGGAAUAUAACAGGGAGAAUGACGAAUAUAUGGCUCAUAGAGUGCUGCAGGCGUUCGACACUGCCCAAUUCGUAAAAAUGACCAGCGGCUGCGCGGAUGCUGUAAUAUUAGCCGGUGAUCUUAAUACCGAGCCGCAGGACUUAGCGUACAGAAUUAUACAUGGUAUUGCCGGCUUAACGGACGCGUGCCCGAAUAGCGCAAGUCAUAUUGGGACCAACGAGUGUGCCAAUAACAGUUACACUGAUUCGAAGCUCGCUCGUGCAAGACCGGACGGAAAGCGUAUAGAUUAUAUUUUGUAUUUAAAUUCAAACGCUAUCAAGGCUGAAAUCACAAAUUAUAAGUUGCCUUUACCAAAUCGUGUGCCGUGUAAAAACUUCAGUUAUUCGGACCAUGAGGCUGUUACGGCUACGCUCAAAUUCACCAGCGGUGAUCACAGUGCGAAAGAUUUCGAUGUAACAGACUCCCUGAAAGAAGCAGUGGAAAUCUGCGAUACCGCAUUGAGAAGCGUGCAACGCCGACGUUUUUGGUAUCUGUUGUUCAGUUGUAUAUUGUUCAUACCGUUAAUUUGGUCCAUCGGGCUAAAUGCCAUAAACAUAUCCUUAGGUGUAAGUAUCGGUUUGGAUAUACUGCGUAUUUUUGUAACUGUGAUAUGGUGCUACACACUAUUUAUGAGUUCGAUAUGGAAUAGCGCGGAGCAAAACGCUUUGAAAGCGGGAUGUUUAGCUAUAAAGAUCUAUUUGACGAAAUCGAGUGGCGAUAGAAACUAAAUGCCAAAUUUACGCAACAACGUAGAUGUUUCUGAAGCAAAAAUUAAAACAUGCUGACAUUUAAACUUGAUCGGACUCAGACAAUAACCCUGUUAUAAAAAAAAAAGUUAUUUGCUUAUUCUUGUUUGACACAUAUUUUCUGAUAUACUUCUUUUGAUGUAUUCUAAACAAACAUACAUAAAGAAAGUUCUAUUUGAAUUUCGAAGAGAUAAUGUUCUUUUAGUUUUGCACUUAAGUUUUAUACAACAUACACGUUUGAUUAAAUGGAUAAAAUUCAUAAUUACAAGAAAGUAAAUUUUGCGUUAGGAAAGAAGUGGAUAUUAAGACUUAAAUUAUAAGUCAUGUCAACAGUACCAAAUGUCUGUUUCAAGUCGCUCAUUAUUAACGAAGGUAUUAUGACGUUCUUGACAUGAAUUUAGACAGUAAGACAAUAUUACCGAUCGACCAAUUCACAGGAACUGCGCAUAUCAUUUCGCACCUGUCCACGAUAUACAUAUAUUUGCAUAUAUGUGUGUGGGUGUGGGUGUGUGUGGGUACAUAUAUAUAUAUUGCGAUAUAUGUAUAUGUACGAGAUAUAUAUAUAUGUAUACAAACAUAUUGCGGUAAAGAUAUCUAUUUAUGUAUUCAUAUAUGCUUAAUAUAUAAUAUCAAGGAUAUUGAAAUUUUGUCCAACUUUUAAAUCCAGUUUUUCACACUAUAUUGCAUAUACCAUUUUAUAUGAAUAACGCUUUGUAUUUCGAUAUCGAAAUUAAUAAAAUACAAUAUUGAAUAAGCAUUUGCUGUAUAUCUUCUGGUAGGCUUGCAUAAAACUCCCUAUUAUACAUACUUGAUAUUCUUUAAUAACUCUGUAUAUUCUAUAUUUUAUCAUAUUAUAAUACAAUCGUAUAAACGAAA
Messenger RNA from Odontomachus brunneus, 2433 nucleotides. RefSeq names its product putative neutral sphingomyelinase (gene nSMase). Gene Ontology annotation, cellular component: cytoplasm. The record is from RefSeq and is a predicted model, not a curated record. Gene Ontology annotation, molecular function: sphingomyelin phosphodiesterase activity. Bases 364 to 1539 code for a protein of 391 amino acids. NCBI's taxonomy places the organism in Eukaryota, Metazoa, Arthropoda, Insecta, Hymenoptera, Formicidae. The transcript has 7 exons.